AUGGCAUCAAGAGGUAAAACAGAAACUAAUAAAUUAAAAGUUAAUAUUGAAGAGCAAUUAAAUAGAUUAUUAGCACAAUUACAAGAUAUUGAAGAAUUAAAAGAAGAUAUCACACAAGAAGAAUAUGAUGAAACUAAAAAAGAUACACUUGAACAAAUGAAAGAAUUUGAACAAUCAUUAAAAAAAAUGAUGUCUGGUGAUAUGACAUUAGUAUCAGAAUUGGGUGGUGUUCAAUUAGCAAUUCAAGCAGCAGUUUCACAAGCAUUCAAAACACCAGAAGUUAUCAAAUUAUUUGCAAAGAAAGAUCAAAAUUCAUUAAGAACUAAAUUAGGUAACAUUCAAAGAGAUGUUCAAUUAGGUAAAAUUUCAAAAGAUGCUUAUAUUGAUCAAUCUGUUGAAAUUUUAGCUGCUUUAAAGAAAUUAGAUUUUGUUUUAUCACCAGAAGAAGAGGCAUUUUUAGAAAAACAUAAAUCUCGUUCAAUGAGUGAAUUUGAAAAAGUAUCAUCAAAUAUUGGUCAAGGUACAAAAGAAAAUAUUCUUUCAUCUGCAGCUUCUCAAAUUAAAAAUGCUUCAAAGUAA
Molecule: messenger RNA, 579 nt
Organism: Dictyostelium discoideum AX4
Lineage: Eukaryota; Evosea; Eumycetozoa; Dictyosteliales; Dictyosteliaceae
Gene: lzic
Exons: 2
Coding region: 1-579 (192 amino acids)
Molecular function (GO): beta-catenin binding
Source: RefSeq, a predicted model, not a curated record